AUGUUUGUCAUCACGAAAGUUGUUUCUAGCUUGUUGGAUGAUCUCCUAUCAAAGCAUUCCGAGUGGACCACUGAAAUUAACGAGAUCUCUCCUCUCAUUUGCUAUCGUGACAUCCAAACCACCCUGUGUAAUUUCCUCGAAAGGUGCGAGGAGCAAAACGACUCCAAUGCCGCAGCUUGCAUCGAUGGGAUAUUGAGACUCGAUAUGCUAUGCAUCACAGCUCGCAUUUUUGUCAUCCUGAAAAACAGGGAACUGCGGGAACUGCUUCAGCGUCAAAAAGGACCGCAAGCCCAGUCUUUGCUCGAUCUUUUGCAGGAGCUGAUUGAUCACACUGACGACGUUGAAAUUCGAUCGCCAAUCAUACGUGAAAUUGUUGCUCUGUCUAAGAACUCAAGUCUUUUCCCUCGAUGCCUGAUUCUGGAGGAUGUCCGUAUUCAAGCAGGGGGUCCAGUUUUUGGUGGGGGUUUUGGAGAUAUAUGGAAAGGCGACAUGGGGGAACAUGCUGUUGCGAUUAAGGUCAUGCGUCCCAUUGGAAAACAUACCCUUGAGAGAGUGAUCAAGGCAUUCUGCAAGGAAGCCGUGUUAUGGAGGCAACUUUCCAGUGAGCACGUCUUACCAUUCCACGGCGUGUAUCACUGGCCCGAAAGACCGUCCCACCUGUGCCUCGUAUCGACAUGGAUGGAAAAUGGAACUAUCGUCGACUUCCUUGAAGAAUAUCCAGACGCAAAUCGACGUUCUCUGGUGAUGGAUGUAGCUCGUGGUCUUCGAUAUCUGCACUCCUUCAACCCCCCUGUGGUUCAUGGCGACUUGAAAGGCAGAAAUAUCCUAAUCUCUCCAUCUCGUCGGGCCUGUGUGGCAGACUUCGGCCUCUGCAGGCUUGCAUCAGAAUCUGUAUCGCAAUCCGCUAGUUCAACCGGAUGUGGAACCCUACAUUACAUGGCUCCUGAAUUGUUCAAUCCUGUAAAAAGCGAGCCAAAUACGUUGGAAAGCGAUGUUUACGCAUUCGCUUGUGUGUGCUACGAGAUUUUUGUUGGGCAUCCACGGUUCUCUGGAAUGGGUAUGGCGGUCAUGAAGGCUGUUAUCGAUGACGAGCGACCUCUUCGUCCUGCCGCACCCCAGUUGGAUGACGACAUGUGGUACCUCAUGAACAAAUGCUGGGGAAAAAAUCCUGCAUCUCGCCCCCGAGCAAUAGACAUUGUCCAACGUUUGCAAUCUCCCCAGGACAUCAUCAUUGCAAUCAUUGGUUCGACCGGGACAGGGAAGAGUUCGUUUAUCAAUGUCGCAACACGAAGCGAACGUGCCAGGGUCGGCCACGAUAUGGAGUCAUGCACUCAAGACAUUACUGCUUUCACUUAUCCUCAUCCCGAUGGGAGUGGGCGCGAUGUGGUAUUUGUGGAUACCCCUUCUUUUGAAGAUAGUAUGAGAGCAGAUCAUGAAAUUUUAAACAUCAUUGCUGAGUGCUACAAGGAACACAUCAUCUUGAGCGGCAUCCUAUUCUUCCAGCGCAUUACGGAGAGUCGAAUGCGUGGGACACCCUUGAGGACCUUAGCGGUGUUCAAGGAGUUGUGCGGCACGAACGCCCUCAAAAACGUCAUUUUCACCACCACUAUGUGGGACGAAGUUUCCGAACAUAUUGGAUCGCAGCGGGAACAACAGCUGAAGACGCAAUUUUGGCAGGAAAUGAUGUUGCAUGGAGCCCGAACAGCCAGAUUCACCUCUUCCUUUGAUUCGGCAUGGGAGAUCGUCAAGCAUUUUGACGCCGCAACUCCUCAGCCCGUCCAAUUGCAAAAAGAAAUGGUAGAAGAAGGGAGGGGGCUCUCCGAAACGUCAGCAUAUGCUGCACUGAUACGCUGGUGGACACAGCUCGUUGCCCAUCUCCGAGAAUUGCUUCGGCAGACCUCUCGGUCGUCGAGUAAUAGGCGCGCAGUUCAACGCCAACUCACUGAGGCAGUGCGUCAGCAAACAGCACUUCGAGAGGCCCAUUCAGUGUCACUAGUUCUACCUCCGCCGUUCGCUCAGAUCAUUAUAUCAUUAUGA
Suillus paluster is the source of this 2037-nucleotide messenger RNA. Its product is annotated as TKL/TKL-ccin protein kinase. Gene Ontology annotation, molecular function: ATP binding; GTP binding; protein kinase activity. Gene Ontology annotation, biological process: protein phosphorylation. The transcript is spliced from 10 exons. The record is from RefSeq and is a predicted model, not a curated record. The coding region runs from base 1 to 2037 and encodes 678 amino acids. Lineage: Eukaryota; Fungi; Basidiomycota; Agaricomycetes; Boletales; Suillaceae.